This is a messenger RNA of Artibeus jamaicensis (Jamaican fruit-eating bat), 2673 nucleotides long. RefSeq names its product E3 ubiquitin-protein ligase RLIM-like. The transcript has 2 exons. Gene Ontology annotation, cellular component: nucleoplasm; cytoplasm. The record is from RefSeq and is a predicted model, not a curated record. Gene Ontology annotation, molecular function: ubiquitin protein ligase activity. NCBI's taxonomy places the organism in Eukaryota, Metazoa, Chordata, Mammalia, Chiroptera, Phyllostomidae. Bases 1 to 2673 code for a protein of 890 amino acids. Gene Ontology annotation, biological process: ubiquitin-dependent protein catabolic process; protein ubiquitination; random inactivation of X chromosome.
AUGGAAAACUCAGACUCUGGAAGUGAAAGAGAUGAAUCUGAGGCCCGGAACAGAAGUCAGAUGGACCAAUCGGUUCAGGAAGAAGAUUUCUAUCAAUUUGUGAAUAACCUGAGUAAAGACGAUUACAAGCCUAUGAGGGAUAACGAUUUGCUAGGCGACCCAGGUGAAGAGUUGUAUAGAAGACAUCUACUUAGUAAAGAAAACCUACUGGAAAACUCAGAUGAAAGUACAGAUGAAGGAGACCGUGUGGAUGAUGCAUCGAGCAGUGACUCUUUACUAGACUGGCUGAUGUCAUUCGAAACAACUGAACAUGUGACAGCUGGGCGAAGAGAACAACCGCCUAGGAGGGAAGUGAGCCAGGUUAAUCUACUGAGUGAUUUCAGAUCCAUUUCAGAAAUCAAUGUCAACUUUCCCAAUGAGUGUCCCAAUGAAAAGGAAGAGUACACACCAUCUACAAGGCUUCCCACAGGAAGAAAUAGGAAAAACAGCCAAAGGCGAGUAGAAUGUCCACAAGCUGGGCCAAGAUUUACAAGACCACCUAGAUCAGAGCAAAGCAGAACUAGAGCAUUACUGGAAGUCCCACCUACCAGAGGUCAGAAAAGGGACAGAAGCAGGAGCCCGGACCACAGCAGAACCAGGAACAGAUCUGAAAGCACGCCUCUCCCACGUUUACUCGGCCUGCGUUCACAGAGACCACAGCACAGCCUGUCAUCUCUGAGGAGUGGCUCUGCCAUGGACCAGCUUAACUCUGCCACACGAGCUGAAAAUGUGAGAUCUGGGCAAAGAGAACACCAACCUUGGAGGGAAGUGAGCCAGUUCAAGCCACACAGUGACUUCAGAUGUAGUUCAGAAAUCAAUGUCAACUUUAACAAGGGGGGUCCAAAUGCAAGGGAAGAGUACACACCAUCUACAAGGCUUCCCACAGGAGGAAAUAGGAAAAACAGCCAAAGGCGAGUAGAAUGUCCACAAGCUGAGCCAAGAUUUACAAGACCACCUAGAUCAGAGCAAAGCAGAACUGGAGCAUUACUGGAAGUCCCACCUACCAGAGGUCAGAAAAGGGACAGAAGCAGGAGCCCGGACCACAGCAGAACCAGGGCAAGAUUUGAUAGCACGCCUCUCCCACGUUUACUCGGCCUGCAUUCACAGAGACCGCAGCACAGCCUGUCAUCUCUGAGGAGUGGCUCUGCCAUGGACCAGUUUAACUCUGCCACACGAGCUGAAAAUGUGAGAACUGGGCAAAGAGAACACCAACCUUGGAGGGAAGUGAGCCAGUUCAAGCCACCCAGUGACUUCAGAUCCAGUUCAGAAAUCAAUGUCAACUUUAACAACAGGGGUCCAAAAGCAAGGGAAGAGUACACACCAUCUACAAGGCUUCCCACAGGAGGAAAUAGGAAAAACAGCCAAAGGCAAGUAGAAUGUCCACAAGCUGAGCCAAGAUUUACGAGACCACGUAGAUCAGAGCAAAGCAGAACUGGAGCAUUACUGGAAGUCCCACCUACCAGAGGUCAGCAAACAGCAAGAAGCAGAAGCCAAGACCAGAGCGGAACCAGAGUGAGUACUGAAAGCAGGUCACCUGCACAGUCACUGGGUGAACUUUUGCCAAGGCUCCACCACAGUGCAUCAUCUCUGACUUUUGAGCAGCCUAUGGUACAUGAGACUGAGAGAUUUUCUAGAAUUCAGCACCAUGAAACAUUGAGACAGCAAAUAACUGCACGUGAAUUGCAAAAACGAGUUCUUUUUGCAAAUUCUGAAACAAGGAAUGCCAUACAAGGAGAAUCUUCUCCAGACACAACCAGUGAUGGUCAAUCUUGUCACCUGAGACACAUGUAUCCAACCAUAUCCUUCUAUUCCGAAACAGGACAGGUUCAUCCUGUAGCAUAUUCUGAGAGAGAAAGUGUGACUAGAAGAAGUCAGAUACCAUCUGAGACACCAAAUCAUACCAUCACUUCAGAAAGUGAGCAAGAAGGAUUUGGGCAUAUGUUUUUACAUUAUGAACAGGGAGAUGUGACAGCUUAUGUCAGUACCAUCAGGAUUCCCAUUUAUAGGACUUUAAAUACCAGUUUAAAUGAUACAACAUCUGGUGCAAUUCCAAACAUGUUAAGCCUGGCAAUGACAGAUUUUAGUGACACAAGAAGCCUUCUGGACAGUGACAGUGAUUCAGAGUCUAGUUUCUCAUCACCAAGUCCAAACACGUCAUCCAGUGGAAGUGACAGUUCUCAUGGUAGUAGGGAUUCAAGUUCCAAUUCACUUAGUAGCUGGGAUUACUACCCACCUGUCACAGUGAUUUCUAGUUCAGACUCCAGUUACAUGUCUACUUCCACUUCUAGUCUGAUGUCCAGUUCCAGCUCCAGUGAUGAAAGUUCAGAAACUCUCACAGUGUUGUUUGAAAGCAGUGAUGAAGGUGAUGCUUGGCCUUCCCUUGAUGACCAUCCUACUGGACUCAGUGAAGCACAGAUUGACAACUUGGCUACAAGAUCUUCUGUUAAAGAUGAUACAUUAAAUGAGUGUAGCAUUUGCAUCACAGAGUACAGAGAAGGCAGCCAGCUUCGCAUCCUCCCUUGCUCCCAUGAAUUUCACGUCUGCUGCAUCGAUCGCUGGCUUUCUGACAACUCCACCUGUCCUAUUUGUCGCCGGAAUGUGGUAGAUUCUAGUGAGAGAGGAAAUACUAAUUGA